Messenger RNA from Budorcas taxicolor (takin), 3290 nucleotides. It is a transcript of the gene GSK3B, whose product is annotated as glycogen synthase kinase 3 beta. The coding region runs from base 1004 to 2305 and encodes 433 amino acids. Lineage: Eukaryota; Metazoa; Chordata; Mammalia; Artiodactyla; Bovidae. The record is from RefSeq and is a predicted model, not a curated record. The transcript has 12 exons. Gene Ontology annotation, molecular function: protein serine/threonine kinase activity; ATP binding; beta-catenin binding. Gene Ontology annotation, cellular component: axon; beta-catenin destruction complex; cytosol. Gene Ontology annotation, biological process: insulin receptor signaling pathway; negative regulation of canonical Wnt signaling pathway; regulation of microtubule cytoskeleton organization.
CCGGGCGAAUGCGGGCUCGUGCUGCUGCUGCUGCUGCCGCCGCCGCCGCCGCCGCCGCCGCCGCCCGGGCCGAGUGACAAAGGAAGGAAGGAAGGAAGCGAGGAGGAGCCGACCCCGCAGCCGCUGACAGGGCUCCGGACUGGGGGCAAAGCGCGGACACUUCCUGAGCGGGACUGUGCAGAAGCGAGGGGCGGGAGGGCGGCCGCGCUGGUGCCUUGGACGGGGGAGGGGGCCCCCGAGGGACGGAAGCGGUUGCCGGGUUCCCAUGUCCCCGGCGUAUGGGGAGCAGUCGAGGAGCCGCUGCCUGGGGUCUGAAGGGAGCUGCCUCCGCCGCCGCCGCCGCCAUGGCCGCUGGAUCCAGCCGCCGCCUGCAGCUGCUCCUGGCGCAAUGAGGGGAAGAGCCGCCGCCACCGCCCGACUCUGACUGACUCGCGACUCCGCCGCCUUCCAGUUCGCCGGGCCCCCACCGUCAGCCCGCCGGAUCCUUGCCGCUGCCGGAGCCGCAGCGUUUCCCGACGCAUCUCCGAGCCACCCCUCCCUCUCCCUCCCUCCUUCCCAUCCCCCCCUUCUUUUCAAGCGUGAGACUCGUGAUCCUUCCGCCGCUUCCCUUCUUCAUUGACUCGGAAAAAAAAUCCCCGAGGAAAAUAUAAUAUUCAGAGUACUUAUUCUCAAUCCAGUAUUUGUCCCUGUUUCACGUGAUAUAUAUUUUUUAGGACCUCCCACCCAUUUCUGCCCUCCAAGGAAAAGGAGGGGAAAGAAUUGUAUUUUUUUCCCAGCCCCGGAUCGUCUAUAUGUUAAAUAUCCGUACUGAUCUGUCUUCAAGGAGAAAUACAUCGCUCGCUUUUUUAAAUAGCUGUACAAAAGGAGUGAAAAGGCAAGAGGACGAAGUCUUUUUCCUGUGGGAAAACUUAAUGCUGCAUUUAUCAUUAACCUAACACCCCCAACAUAAAAGGAAGAAAAGGAGGAAGGAAGGAAAAAAGGUGAUUCGGAAAAAAGAGUGAUCAUGUCAGGGCGGCCCAGAACCACCUCCUUUGCGGAGAGCUGCAAGCCAGUGCAGCAGCCUUCAGCUUUUGGCAGCAUGAAAGUUAGCAGAGACAAAGAUGGCAGCAAGGUAACCACAGUGGUGGCAACUCCUGGGCAGGGUCCAGACAGGCCACAAGAAGUCAGCUAUACAGACACUAAAGUGAUUGGAAAUGGGUCAUUUGGUGUGGUGUAUCAAGCCAAACUUUGUGAUUCAGGAGAACUGGUUGCCAUCAAGAAAGUAUUGCAGGACAAGAGAUUUAAGAACCGAGAGCUCCAGAUCAUGAGAAAGCUAGAUCACUGUAACAUAGUCCGAUUGCGUUAUUUCUUCUACUCAAGUGGUGAAAAGAAAGAUGAGGUCUAUCUUAAUCUGGUGCUGGACUACGUUCCGGAAACAGUCUACAGAGUUGCCAGACACUAUAGUCGAGCCAAACAGACGCUCCCUGUGAUCUAUGUCAAGUUGUAUAUGUAUCAGCUGUUCCGAAGUUUAGCCUAUAUCCAUUCCUUUGGAAUCUGCCAUCGGGAUAUUAAACCACAGAACCUCUUGUUGGAUCCUGAUACAGCUGUCUUGAAACUCUGUGACUUUGGAAGUGCAAAGCAGCUGGUCCGUGGAGAACCCAAUGUUUCGUAUAUCUGUUCUCGGUACUAUAGGGCACCAGAGUUGAUCUUUGGAGCCACUGAUUAUACCUCUAGUAUAGAUGUAUGGUCUGCAGGCUGUGUGUUGGCUGAGCUGUUGCUAGGACAGCCAAUAUUUCCAGGAGACAGUGGUGUGGAUCAAUUGGUGGAAAUAAUCAAGGUCCUGGGGACACCAACAAGGGAGCAAAUUAGAGAAAUGAACCCAAACUACACGGAAUUCAAAUUCCCUCAAAUUAAGGCACAUCCUUGGACUAAGGAUUCGUCAGGAACAGGACAUUUCACCUCAGGAGUGCGGGUCUUCCGACCCCGAACUCCACCCGAGGCGAUUGCACUUUGUAGCCGUCUGCUGGAGUAUACACCAACUGCCCGACUGACACCACUGGAAGCUUGUGCACAUUCAUUUUUUGAUGAAUUACGGGACCCAAAUGUCAAACUACCAAAUGGGCGAGACACACCUGCACUCUUCAACUUCACCACUCAAGAACUGUCAAGUAAUCCACCUCUAGCUACCAUCCUUAUUCCUCCUCAUGCUCGGAUUCAAGCAGCUGCUUCAACUCCUUCAAAUACCACAGCAGCCUCAGAUGCUAAUGCUGGAGACCGUGGACAGACCAAUAAUGCCGCUUCUGCAUCAGCUUCCGACUCCUCCUGAACAGUCCCGAGCAGCCAGCUGCACAGGAACAGCCACCAGUUUACUUGAGUGUCACUCAGCAACACUGGUCACGAUUGGAAAGAAAAUUAAAAAGAGAAAAAAAAACCUACUCAUUUUAGUGUUCAAUUUUUUUUAUUAUUAUUGUUGUUCUUAUUUAACCUUGUAAAAUAUCUAUAAAUACAAACCAGUUUCAUUGUAUUCUCACUUGAGGGAGAUCCAGGGGGUGGGAGGGGUUGUGGGGAGGGGGAAAGCGGAGCACUAGAACACACAAUCUCUCUCCCACGACAAUCUUUUUUUAUCAAAAGUCUGCUGUUGUAUACUUUAAAAACAGGACUCCUGCCUCAUGCCCCUUCCACAAAAGAAGACUUUGUUCUGUGCUGAAGUUUUUUUGAACUUUGUUUUCUUUUAAAGUCAAGUGUAAGACUUGGGUAUAGUGCACAGCUUGAAAUUGGUUGGGAGCUUAGCAGGUGUAACUCAUUGGGGACUUAAAUGUCACUUGUAAAAUUAAUCCAUAUCCUCGGGUACUUGAAGACUUGCCUUUGGCAUGUCAAUGGCAGGUGUGGCAGACAAAGGAAAUGUGUGUCGUUUGUAACCCAGGAGGUCAAUAAAGUUUGAAUCUAUAUGGGGAAAAUUCUUAAUUGAUGUCAAGGUUUUAUUUUACUCUUAAUCAGUGCUAGUAGUGAAGAAACUUCUGUAGGUAAAGAAACUUAAGCUGUCAGGGGAGAAGCGUGUGUGCUCUUUGUGUGGGUCUUUGUUUGCCUGACCAAAGGUUCUCUAUAAAACUUAGUACAGUUUUAAUCUAGUGACCUAGGAGAAGACUGAGAAGGGUGUUGAGCUGGCCACUCUGGCUGCAGAGGUCAAAAGCUGAUGAACCUGGAGGAGAAGGGUGGGCCGGGCAGAUCUCACCACUGUGAAUGAAUUUGUCCAGAUUUUAUUUUCUAAAGUUGCUUCCCUUGGAAAGAUACACUUGAGAGGACAUCGUAGU